This is a messenger RNA of Trametes versicolor FP-101664 SS1, 774 nucleotides long. RefSeq lists its product as uncharacterized. Lineage: Eukaryota; Fungi; Basidiomycota; Agaricomycetes; Polyporales; Polyporaceae. The coding region runs from base 1 to 774 and encodes 257 amino acids. The record is from RefSeq and is a predicted model, not a curated record. The transcript is spliced from 4 exons.
AUGUUCUUCUCCAAGACCCUCGUCGUUCUCUCCGUCGCCCUCUCCGCCCUCGCCAGCCCCCACGUGGCCCGUGGCAUCCACCACCGCGACGUCGCUCACCGCGCCGCCAUGCCCGUCGCGCAGCCCGAGCCCGUCGUCGCGCCCAUUCGCAAGCGCGCCGACUCCAAGCGCUGCAAGGUCCGCUCUAGCACUGCAGCCUCCUCGACCGCCGCGGCCACCACCUCCCUGGUCGCGCCCUUGAACGUCGAGAGCUCGGCGGCUCCGGCCACCACGGCGGCGCCCACCACUGAGGCCGCCCCCACCACCACCAAAGCCGCCGAGACCACCACCAAGGCGGCGGCGACUACCACCAAGGCCGCUACGACCACCAAGCACACUACUACCCAGGCCGCUGCGACCACCGCUGCUAGCUCGAGCGGCGGCAGCGACCUCGCCAACUUCUUGGCUGGCACCAACGUCGGACAAGGUACCUUCUACGCGACUGGUCUCGGUGCCUGCGGUAUCACCAACUCGGACACCGACUACAUCGCUGCCGUGUCCCACUUGCUCUUCGACACGUACCCUGGUUACAACGGUGUUAACCCGAACGCGAACCCCCUCUGCAACCGCAAGGUCAAGGCGACUUACCAGGGCAAGUCCGUAACCGUCGCGAUCACCGACCGCUGCACAGGCUGUGCCCUCACCGACCUCGACUUCUCCCCCUCCGCGUUCGACCAGCUCGCGUCCGAGGACCUCGGCCGUCUGUCUGGCAUGACCUGGGUCUGGGCCGACUAA